AUGGACCCCGAGCUACCUGCUGACAGUGAGUGUGGGACCCCCAGCUACCUGCUGACAGUGAGUGUGAGUGAGGGACCCCGAGCUACCUGCUGACAGUGAGUGCGAGUGAUGGACCCCGAGCUACCUGCUGACAGUGAGUGUGAGUGAGGGACCCCGAGCUACCUGCUGACAGUGAGUGUGAGUGAGGGACCCCGAGCUACCUGCUGACAGUGAGUGUGAGUGCGGGACCCCGAGCUACCUGCUGACAGCGAGUGUGAGUGCGGGACCCCGAGCUACCUGCUGACAGUGAGUGAGCUACCUGCUGACAGUGAGUGCGGGUCCCUGAGCUACCUGCUGACAGUGAGUGCGGGUCCCUGAGCUACCUGCUGACAGUGAGUGCGGGUCCCUGAGCUACCUGCUGACAGUGAGUGUGAGUGCGGGACCCCGAGCUACCUGCUGACAGUGAGUGUGAGUGCGGGACCCCGAGCUACCUGCUGACAUUGAGUGUGAGUGCGGGUCCCCGAGCUACCUGCUUACUGUGAGUGCGGGUCCCCGAGCUAUCUGCUGACAGUGAGUGUAGGUCCCCGAGCUACCCGCUGACAGUGAGUGUGAGUGUGGAUCCCCGAGCUACCCGCUGACAGUGAGUGGGGUUCCCCGAGCUACCCGCUGACAGUGAGUGGGGGUCCCCGAGCUACCUGCUGACAGUGAGUGUGAGUGCGGGUCCCCGAGCUACCUGCUGACAGUGAGGCGGGUUAUGUGUAAAUAUUACUGGGAAAAUCCUAUAUUAACCCUGUGCACACUUUACAAAUUGUAAAAAAAAAACACAAAAAAACCCAGAUAUCAAUGGACUUAACACUGUUGUGUAAAUAGUGAUGAGGUUUAUUUGGAUCAGUGAGCCAAGCAUUACAUUUUUUUUUGUGUGUGUGUGUGUUGUUUUUUAGCUUUAUUUAUCUACUCUUCACUGCCCAGACUGCCACCUAAUCUCUGUACUGAACCUGCAGCUUGAUCUCCUUACUCCCUCUCCUGCCUGCUUCAAUUUAUCCCUAAUGUCUCACAAGCUCGCCAUCUAAUCUCCCCAAUAGAUAUGGAACAGGGUACCUCCAUCAAAUUGCCUCUGUGGGGUGAGAUACCACCGCAUUAAGAGGUUGGUUGUUUUUUAAUUUUUUUUGAAAAUGAAAAGCUCUGUGAGUGGCAAUUGGUACAUCUCUAUUAGGGUAGCAAAAGAUUUGAUGCCUGUCUCAUCUGAGGUGUUUCACUUGGUGAACCUUGCAUGAAAUCCACUUAGCUUUAUUGAGAUGCUUCGUAAAUCGAGUGGACAGGUCGGCAUAGUGCAGUAAUGAUAAAUUUCAGACUAAGGAAAGGGGCAUUAGAUGACCAGAUUUUAACUGAGUACUUUGUGAGAGCCUGAGAAAGUGUUUGGGUUGCUGCUGUCUGGUGGGCUUCCAUUAGAUGUUGCAUUAUGCAUGCCGUCUUGUCCUAGCAUAUCAUCAAGAAUGGAGUUGAGCUUGUCUAUUUUAUGCAUCCUGUAGGUUAAAGAUGUGUCAGACUUAUUCUCUACAUUGGAGAGAUUGCUUGCCCAGUGUAGUUGUGUCACAAACUACAUCUAGUUAAAAUUAGAUCUAUCUCAGAAUGUUUAAACGGUCCCAUAUAUCCUGUGACAUAAUUACUUUUAUAAUUGUGUGUUCUCUCUGGUGGGUUUGGAACACUUAUUUUUUGUAUCAUUUCAGGCACGCACAGAUUUCCUCCGUAAGAAGUCCCGUCUUGCAGUCAAUGAUGGUGAGACUGCACUGGUAAAGCUCGAUACAGAUGAUGGACACAUUAAUUUCUUCCAAGAUGUUGAGGAAGGCAAAGGAACCAAUAAGGGCAACAAAGAAUAUGAAGACGAAAAGCGCAAAGAAAAGGUAAGUUAAUAUCCUCAUACUACCCAAGUUUUACAAAUCAAUACUGUCAAGCAGUGUAAUCUCUCAAAUAGGGCACACCGAACACAGAAUAGCCACGCAACAAAGUUUAAUAUGCUUGAAGGAACACUAUAGUGUUGGAAGUACAAAUGUGUGUUCCUAACACUAUAGUGCCCUAGUCACCAGGCCCAGCUGCCAGUGUAAAAAUGUGAGUUUACUUUGCCUUUUUACCCUCACAGUGCUGGUUUUCAGUGUUUUUCUACACCUUGGUAGACUAGUGCGCAUGUGGGGGCAAAACGCUGCACUAUGCCAAUCAGAUCACCAACUCUAACUCCAGCAAGCAAUGCCAGACCGAUACUCUACUAUGCAAUUGUACUUACUUUUGUUUACUGCCGAUUUAUAUGGACUUAUAGUAAUUUCAACUGUCACUUCAAAACUAUUUUUAAUGUUUUCAAGUAUAGUAAAGCGAAUAGUUUUUUUUUUUUUUAAUUUAAUGAAUUAUAUGUACAAAAAUUUGCUGUCAGAAGAGGUAAUUCCGGUACAGUGCAGAGUUUUUUUCUUAAACAUGUCAUUUGAACUACUAAGCCACUGUAGUAUCAGUUCAGUGCUAAAGGAAAUUGCUGCAUUGCACUGUUAAUUUUUGUCUUAACUUUGUGAAAUUUUGGAAACUUUCACAGGAGCAUCAAGAGAAGGCAUUGGGUAUUCUUACUUAUUUGGGUCAAAGCGCAUCAGAAUCCCAGACAAGUCGUCCUUGGUACCAGGAGGUCCCGGUUAACAGUAAAAAGGACGUAGAUGAUAAUGCAAAGGACGAAAAGCUAAAACAAAAGCUAGACCCAAUUCAUGAAAUGGAGCGUUACCUUCAAAAGAAAACUGGAGAAAAGAAGAAACACAAACACAAAAAAGAAAAAACAAAGGAAAUGAAUCGGUAAGUACCACUGGAUGUCUAUAAAGGGCUCACGUUCUAGGACAGGGAUGGCGAGAUUUUGAGCCAGAGUGCCCAAACCGCAAUACAAACAAAUUUUUUUUUUCCCUUUAAGUGUCAACACGGCACUUAAACCUGGAUACUGAGGUUUAAGUUUAGAAAAAAAACUAUUCUAACAGUUGCCUUCCAUCCCACCCACCAACAAUACGAAAGCAGAGUAGGCACCUGCUGUUAGACCACAUUGCCUGCCAUUCAGAGACACUUAUUUCACAAGUGCAUUUCAUCAAAUUUAUACUUGACUGGCAAAAACAUAUCUGCCAGUGCAUUUUCCAGUAUUUCUGCAAACAUUAACUGGCUACUUAGACACAUACACAUAUCCUAAUGUUGACAUCUUGUUGUGCGGUGGCACAGGGGUGUAGUGGAGGUGAGAUAUUCUUACCUGUUGCAUUCCCUGGUGGGUGCCACUUCUCAUCUUUCCUCAACUCCUAGUGUUUCUUCCACUAGGAGCUCAUGUCUGGGCUGUACUCUCAAGAGCCUCCAUAGAUAUUGUCUUGUGAUGAGCGAGAUAACACCCUUUUCUCACAGUUGUCACUAGUGACAUGGUAGCUCUGCCUUUUGUCAAGUGGAGGAAUAAUGCAUCAGACAUAGUAUUUUCUACUUUAUGUCGUUCAUCUGAGGUGGAAUUGCAAUGAAAUGAAAAACCCAGUAUUUAAGAGCAUCCAAUAAUCAUAUCCCUUCAUGAAAUACUCAGGAGUGGGGGCUACUUUAAAAUAGUUGCCGUGCCAUGCAGCAACGAGACAGCAUAGGUCUCCUGCAACCCAGUAAGUUUACCAGAGUAUAGACAUGUGUGAUAAGACUAGCGGCCAGUAUCUACGAACUGCUGACCUGCAUUAAAGGUGACUUUGGUGUAUGAAACUUCAAGAACAAUUGAUGUGGUACUGGACACCCACAGCACAUUUAUGCCUAAGCUUAAUUCCAAUCACUUUUGGUCAAAGUGUAAAAAGUGUUGCUACUAGUAUUGCAUUUGCUUGUUAAAUGUGUUUACUACUUGUAUUGUAUGUGUCUACUUGUGUGGGUUUUUUUUUUUUUAUUUUAUUUUAUUGUCUUGUAACAAAUAUAUAAAUAUUUAUUGUACUUUUUUUGAAAAUUUGUUAGUAUGUUGCCUCUACUCCUUGUUCUUAAAUCUUUAUUGAAACGCCAGUUAACAUUUGAGAAGAAAUGUAAAAUAUUUUUUUUUCAAUCACGUAGAAUUAAAACAUUUUUUUGUCUAUGUAGAUCGCUUAAGCCGUCGAUUGAGCAGUUGAGACAAGAGCGCCUCAAGCGUGAGGCGGCAGAAAGGGCCCGUGCUGAAGCCUUGUUAUCUGGGAAAAAAGAGACACCCGUUCCGGAGCAAGAAAUGGAUGAUAGAAAACGCUGUUAUAAUUCCCAGUUCAAUCCACAACUGGCACGAAAGCCCACCUCACGAGAAGAGCAGCGGUAUCCAUAUUAG
Molecule: messenger RNA, 4288 nt
Organism: Pelobates cultripes (western spadefoot toad)
Lineage: Eukaryota; Metazoa; Chordata; Amphibia; Anura; Pelobatidae
Source: the annotation of a GenBank genome assembly